Molecule: messenger RNA, 301 nt
Organism: Megachile rotundata (alfalfa leafcutting bee)
Lineage: Eukaryota; Metazoa; Arthropoda; Insecta; Hymenoptera; Megachilidae
Gene: spir
Product: spire type actin nucleation factor
Biological process (GO): intracellular transport; actin filament polymerization; cleavage furrow formation
Cellular component (GO): cell cortex; cytoplasmic vesicle membrane
Molecular function (GO): actin binding; microtubule binding
Source: RefSeq, a predicted model, not a curated record
AUGUACAGUCAUUACGAGUGGGAGUACGAGCAUCGACGUGGACCACGGAUUCGAGACGAUGGGAAAAAGAGACAGAUGAACGAGGAGAACAGCUCGAACGCUGGCUGUGAGAUCUUCGAGUCGGACCAGAAAAUUCACGGAAAAUCGACGAGACUUGGGAUUUCCGGUUGGACUUCGUGGUUGUCGCAAGCGGUGAGUCUCGCAUGAUAGUCCUUGGUGAAGUUCCACCGUCGCAGCCAGAGCAGGAACAGGAAUCCGCACAGGAUGUGGCGGCACAAUGGUUGCAAACAGAGGAUCAAAC